AUGGCUAGAGCUUCCGCCGCUUCUGCCUUCAGACCCGUUGCUCGUCCCCAGAUGAUGAUGCCUGCUGCCAUGUGGGCCAUCCGAUCAUACUCUUCCGCUAACGGUCUCACCCGUGAAGUCGUCGAGAAGAGAAUUGUCGACGUUUUGGCUUCUUUCGACAAGAUUGCCGACCCUGCUAAGAUUACCCCCACUGCCACCUUUAGCAAGGACCUUGACUUGGACAGUCUCGACACUGUUGAGAUUCUGGUUGCCAUUGAGGAAGAGUUCAACAUUGAGAUUCCUGAUGCCACUGCUGAUGAGAUCAAGUCUGUUGACCAGGCUGUUGAGUACAUCCUUGCUCAAUCUGAAGCUUCCUAA
Magnusiomyces paraingens is the source of this 357-nucleotide messenger RNA. RefSeq lists its product as uncharacterized. Gene Ontology annotation, biological process: fatty acid biosynthetic process. Lineage: Eukaryota; Fungi; Ascomycota; Dipodascomycetes; Dipodascales; Dipodascaceae. The record is from RefSeq and is a predicted model, not a curated record. The transcript is spliced from 5 exons. Gene Ontology annotation, molecular function: acyl carrier activity; acyl binding. Bases 1 to 357 code for a protein of 118 amino acids. Gene Ontology annotation, cellular component: mitochondrion.